Messenger RNA from Brachypodium distachyon (stiff brome), 4493 nucleotides. RefSeq lists its product as uncharacterized. The coding region runs from base 686 to 4018 and encodes 1110 amino acids. Gene Ontology annotation, biological process: peptidyl-threonine phosphorylation; peptidyl-serine phosphorylation. Gene Ontology annotation, molecular function: protein tyrosine kinase activity; protein serine/threonine kinase activity; ATP binding. The record is from RefSeq and is a predicted model, not a curated record. The transcript is spliced from 7 exons. Gene Ontology annotation, cellular component: cytoplasm. NCBI's taxonomy places the organism in Eukaryota, Viridiplantae, Streptophyta, Magnoliopsida, Poales, Poaceae.
CUCUUUCCGUUCUUACCACAGCACCACCACUCCGCAUAUGCUGUCCCCAGCCACGCCGGCCGCGCCCUGAUCCCCCUCCCACCCUACCGCACCCCCAAUGCCUCCCCGCCUCCGCCGCCGCCGCCUCGCCGCCGCCGGAUCCGCAAGGGCGCUCCCUGCUCUCGAUCUGCUGCGCGCCGGCCCACGCUGAGCGCAGGCCCCUGCCGUCCCUGCCUUCCUCCCUCCCUUCUCUGCCCUUGCCUGCUGCUCCGCCUCCUCCCCUCUCUCGCGCCGGACUGGGGUGAGGAGACGUUGGCUAGGGUUUCCGCGUUUCACGGGUCGCCCUGCGCGCCCGGGCUCCUGCUGAUUCGUGCUUUUGCUCGCUGCGCUGAGCGGCGUCUGCGGUUUCGUUUCGCCUAGGGAUUGGUUCUUCUUCUUGCUGCGGAAGCGCCGCUCGGGGGAGCUCUCGGCCUCGAUUUGUGGGGUUUUGGAGGGAGUGGCGACGUGCUGCGCCGAUCUGCGGGUGGCUGCGCCGCGGCAUUGGGUGUCCUCGCAAGUUCCGGGCGGGUUUGAAGCUUCGAUUUGGCUGAUUCGGCUGGCUUUUGGGCUCUAAAAAGCGAAGCCUUUAGCUUCCCAGCGGUCGUGGACUUCGUGGUAGGCAUUUUACUAGGUUUUCCUUCUGGGUUAGCUGAUAUUGGAGGGAACCAUGGCGGAGAACAUCGAUCUGGUGCUCGACUUCCUGCGGAAGAACCGGUUCGCCAAGGCUGAAGCUGCGCUCAUUGGUGAGCUCAGUGGCCUGGGUGAUGUGAACAGGUCAGCAACGCAGAGGCGUGCAACUGAGCCCAAGGAGGAUGACGAGCAGGAAGACUCCGAGGUGGGUUCCACUGCAGGGCCGAGAGGUGCUGCAUCAGUGAGAAGCGCCGACUCGUCAAGGGAGUUUAUUGUAAAGGAGAUUGAUGUUGGAGGCCUGCCGAAUGGGUCUGACGAAAAGAAGGGGUUGGGGAUUGGCCUACCUCAGGAUAACAAUACAGGGGACUUGUAUCCUUGGAAUUUUAGCAUUGCCAACAGCACUGUGGAGCAACUGGCGGAGCUUCUGGUGUCAGAAGAAGUGCCAAGACAUCGCCGUGGUGCACUUGUAGCCGAGAAGAGGGAUCGUGGUGUUGGAACCGAACAGCCUGGUCCGGUGCUGGAGCAAAAGGUAUCUUUUGGAAGAGGGAAGGGGAAAGUUGAGCUUGCACGGAGAAGUGAAAUCAGUGAACCAGCUCAUUCGAGUGACAAAAAUCUGGUUCCAGAAAAGGAGGAGCCGUUGAAUGGCUAUGCAGUUAAGACAGUGCUUCCAUUUCCAACAGAAAUCCCGUCAUCUAGCUACCAUAGUACACACCAUGAUGUAAAUGAGAGGAAAGAGACAAAGAAGAGCAUUGGUGCAGAUGGUGCUGGUAAAGCAGCAAAGAGACAGCCUGAUGAGGGGAACAGACAAUAUUACUCCGAGAAGUCCCAGAAUAAUGUAGAUCAAAUUUCUGACCGUUGCUUCGACCUGCAGCUUAUGGGAAAUAACCAACGUGAGGAGUUUCCGAAGUUGCCUCCUGUGCGGCUCAAGUCUGAGGACAAGCUUGUUAAUAUGAACUGGGAGGAAAAGAUCGAUCAUCAUGAAUCUGGCACCAAUGACCCUAGCGCUGACCACGUCUUUAUGAUCGGGUCUUAUCUUAAUGUUCCCAUUGGCCAGGACAUAACAUCAUCAGGUGGAAGACGAACAAUUGGCGGCAAUAGUUGGUUAUCUGUGAGUCAAGGUAUUGCAGAGGAUACUUCUGACAUGAUUUUUCGAACAAUGGGUGAUGAUUUUGAGUAUCCAAAUAAUGAGUAUUGGGACUCUGAUGAGUAUGACGAUGACGACGAUGUUGGCUACACCCGACAACCAAUUGAGGAUGAAACCUGGUUUCUGGCACAUGAGAUUGACUAUCCUAGUGAUAAUGAGAAGGUAACUGGUCACACGAGUGCACCUGAUCGACAUGAUCGUCCCACGAAGGAUGAUGACGACGACCAAUCAUUUGUUGAGGAGGAUUCAUACAUAUCUGGUGAGCAAUAUUUUCAUGGGAAGAACAUUGCUCAGAUAGGUACUUCAGAGGGGCCAAUAGGACAUGGGAUUCCUGAUAAUGAUAUGAUAGCGCAGUAUGAUGGUCAACUUUUGGACCCAGAAGAAUUAAAUUUGAUGCACUCUGAGCCAGUCUGGCAGGGUUUUGUUUCACAGAACAGUGAAUUAGGCAUGUUAGGAAAUGGAAAGUUCCUUAAUGAUUCUGAACGGCCUAACCCCGAUGACCCUUUUGUUGAGGAUGAUCAGCAUGGUUCAGUCAGAUCAAUUGGUGUUGGUAUAAGCAGUGAUGCUGCUGACAUUGGCAGUGAAGUACGUGAAAGUCUGAUUGGAGGAAGCAGUGAAGGAGACAUAGAAUACUUCAAUGAAAGUAAUGUGAGUGUUAGUGGAAAGAGACACUCUCAGCAGGAAACCGAAAAGAAAAGGCUAAAUGUGAAUGGAGCAAAACAUGACCAAAUGAACUAUGAUACCCAGAAGGGCAAUCUACCACCAGGAGCAGCCUUUGGUGAUGCUGGAUUUUCUUUUCCCCCACCAUUGCAUUCUGGAAAAAAUACUGAAUCCGAUGUUAAAUCUUCAUGGUCAAAGAAGGAUGAUGUGUAUUCAAUUAACGAUCCUGAUGAUUGUCAAAAUGGCACAGUAUCAGAUGACACACUUGCCACAUGGAAGAAAAAGAACAGUGAGUCUUCCCUGAGGAGCUCUCGAGAUGAAAUGACUUCUGAUGUUGUUAGAUCAAGAAAUUCAAGUGCAUCAUCUGCUUUGAAUAAUGCUUAUGAUGAAGUGGAGGAAACACUGAUUGCUCGCCAUCACAAACUAGAUGAUGCACAAGAAGAGGAGACUGGAACAACAUUAGACGAUGAGGAAGCAGCAGCAUUGCAAGAACAAGUAAGGCAGAUAAAGGCCCAGGAGGAAGAAUUUGAAACCUUCAAUCUGAAGAUUGUGCAUAGGAAAAACAGAACUGGCUUUGAAGAAGACAAAAAUUUCCAUGUUGUUCUCAAUUCUGUAAUUGCUGGCCGUUACCAUGUCACGGAGUAUUUGGGAUCCGCAGCGUUCAGCAAAGCUAUCCAGGCACAUGAUUUGCACACUGGAAUGGAUGUAUGUGUUAAAAUCAUAAAGAACAACAAAGAUUUUUUCGACCAGAGCCUUGAUGAGAUCAAGCUUCUGAAGUAUGUUAACAAGCAUGACCCUGCUGACAAGUACCACCUUUUGCGUCUGUAUGAUUACUUCUACUAUCGGGAGCAUUUGUUGAUAGUCUGCGAACUUCUGAAAGCAAAUUUGUAUGAGUUUCAAAAGUUUAAUAGAGAAUCAGGAGGCGAAGUUUACUUCACGAUGCCAAGAUUGCAGUCAAUAGCUAUCCAGUGUCUGGAGUCGCUGCAGUUUCUCCACCGACUUGGUCUUAUUCACUGUGAUUUGAAGCCAGAGAACAUACUGGUAAAGAGCUAUAGCAGAUGUGAAGUGAAGGUCAUUGACCUUGGCAGUAGCUGUUUUGAGACUGAUCAUUUGUGCUCGUAUGUGCAAUCACGAUCUUACCGUGCACCUGAGGUUAUACUGGGUCUGCCUUAUGACAAAAAGAUAGAUAUAUGGUCACUUGGAUGUAUUCUAGCAGAGCUCUGCACUGGGAAUGUUCUUUUUCAAAAUGAUUCUCCUGCGACAUUACUUGCACGUGUGAUGGGCAUCAUCGGUUCCAUAGAACAAGCUAUGCUUGCACAGGGGCGUGAUACUUACAAAUAUUUCACAAAGAACCACAUGUUGUAUGAAAGAAAUCAGGAAAGUAGCAGGCUUGAAUACUUGAUUCCAAAGAAGACAUCAUUGCGGCACCGCUUGCCCAUGGCUGACCAAGGUUUCAUCGAGUUUGUUUCAUACCUCCUCGAGGUAAAUCCAAAAAAGCGUCCGAGUGCCCUAGAAGCAUUGAAACACCCGUGGCUUUCUUUUCCUUACGAGCCAAUUUCAUCAUGACAUGGUUGCUAUUGGAUCGUCAUGUUUGCACUAUACUAAGUGCCCUGACACUUGUGUUGGCACCUAAGCACCAUGAAAGUUUUGAUGGGCAAUAUGGAAAACGUUCUACUGGGCCACCUCACAGAACCGAUCAAUUUCAAAUUUCAAGCGCGAACCUGAUUCAAACCAAUUAUGAGGCAGCACCGCUGGGAUGGUCUUUGCUCCCUGUACUACAAAUGCCCGGCCUGUGUCGUGGUGUAAUGUAACUUUCGGUUUUGUCUAUUUCUGGCCCCAACGUAACCGGCCAUUUGGUUAGAUGCUUUUGAAACCCAUUUUCUAGGAAUAGGGUUGUCAUGUUGUACAUGGUGUGAUUAUUGUUGAACCUUGUGCACUUCUAUUUAUGGUUCUAACCCAAGGUUCUGUACAUCUCGCACCAUCAACUGCUUGGGAAUUGCUCCUCAAGCUUUGCCCUCCAGAGUAGCAUACCAUUUUUGCA